AUUGCAUACAACUCAGUUUCUCGAACCAUCAUCAUCAACUCAGUCCUCUUCUAUCUUACUCGGUUCCACAGAAUCCGAUGGCUUUUGCUCAUUAUUCGGUCGCAAUUCCAUUCGAUAUUUCAAAGCACACCAAAAUAUCAAUUUCCCCUUCUUUUUGUUCUACUGAAUCUUUAUCUUUCUUAGCUUUCACUUCUUCUUCGUUUUCUUCCCCUUUUCCUCUCUUGUCUAGAGCUCGAAAUCUCUCUACUUUCCCCAGAAUUAAUAGAGUCGGACACAAAGCGAAGGCUGAGCCCCAGGAAUCUGAAGUGCAAUUAGCAGCUGAACCAUUUAGUCAAUUCAAACAUCUGCUUCUUCCAAUAACUGACAGUAAUCCUUAUCUUUCUGAAGGAACGAGACAGGCAGCUGCAACUACUGCUGCUUUGGCAAAGAAGAAUGGAGCUGACAUUACUGUUGUGGUUAUUGAUGAAAAGCAGAAAGAGGUAUUGCCGGGUCAUGAAACUCAAUUGGCUAGUGUUCGCUGGCAUCUCUCUGAAGGUGGAUUUCAGGAAUUUAAGUUGUUGGAGCGACUUGGGGAAGGAAGCAAGCCUACCGCCAUCAUCGGUGAAGUUGCUGAUGACAUGAAUUUGGAUCUUGUGGUGAUGAGCAUGGAAGCCAUUCAUUCCAAGCAUGUAGAUGCAAAUCUACUGGCUGAGUUCGUCCCUUGCCCUGUCUUACUUUUACCAUUGUAGGAUCUUUGAAAUUGAAUUCAAAUGUGCUGCAAAUGCCAGUUUUCUCCUAGGCUUUUGUGAUUUCCAUUCAAGUUGUUGAAGCUAUGCUAAUUGAUUUGGUUUAGAAGAGGAUGGAAAAUGACAGAUUAGCACCAUCCAUAAAUGAUUGAGCUUUUAGCAUAACCCGAGGUUCUCGUUGUU
Hibiscus syriacus is the source of this 908-nucleotide messenger RNA. RefSeq lists its product as uncharacterized. The transcript has 5 exons. The record is from RefSeq and is a predicted model, not a curated record. Lineage: Eukaryota; Viridiplantae; Streptophyta; Magnoliopsida; Malvales; Malvaceae. Bases 78 to 728 code for a protein of 216 amino acids.